Alternaria atra is the source of this 1110-nucleotide messenger RNA. RefSeq lists its product as uncharacterized. Bases 1 to 1110 code for a protein of 369 amino acids. Gene Ontology annotation, cellular component: Slx1-Slx4 complex. Lineage: Eukaryota; Fungi; Ascomycota; Dothideomycetes; Pleosporales; Pleosporaceae. Gene Ontology annotation, molecular function: 5'-flap endonuclease activity; crossover junction DNA endonuclease activity. Gene Ontology annotation, biological process: double-strand break repair via homologous recombination. The record is from RefSeq and is a predicted model, not a curated record. The transcript has a single exon.
AUGACCGAUUCGCUCAAGAUCGAAAGCCGGCCUAUCCCAGCCUUCUAUUGCUGUUACCUCCUCCGCUCCAAGAACCGAAAGGCCUUUUACAUCGGUAGCACACCCAAUCCGGCGCGCCGUCUAGGACAACACAAUGGCUCGAGCAAGGGCGGCGCAAAGCGUACAUCGAUGCAGGGGAAGCGGCCGUGGGAGAUGACGUGCAUUGUUACCGGAUUUCCUUCCAAGUUCGCCGCGUUGCAGUUUGAAUGGGCGUGGCAAAACACGCACGCGACACGACACAUUGAGCGAGAUGUGCGCGACGCGAGGCUAGAGGAGCUCUCAAAGGGCAGAAAGAAUACAUCACCUGUAAAGAGACCAAGACCACCAAUGUCACUAGAAGCGCGGCUGAAAAAUCUACACCAUCUUUUGGGUGUCGGGAGUUUCAGCCGAUGGCCAUUGCACAUCAGAUUCUUUGCCCAGGAUGUGUUUAAGCAGUGGGAGAAGCAUACUUCUAAGAUGAAGACGAAGCUGCGGAAGGACAUUACUAUCUGGGUGACGCCAGCUGAGCUUCCAAAGCUUGCGGCGGACGUACAAAGCGAGAUGCGAACUCAUUUCAUACCGGAAAUGAUACGAGCGAUUCCCGUUGCGUACGAGGAUUGUAAAGCACAUGUCGAAAAGUCAAGAAUGAUACUCGGAGACAACCAGAAGCGACUUUGUGGUGUUUGCAGCCAAGACGUGAGCUCUGACAAAUCGCUUGUGCUAGUCUGUCCCUUGGAAACAUGUUGUGCAGUAUCGCACAUGGCCUGCAUGUCGCAGAAGUUCCUAACAGAAGAGAGCAAUCCAGAUGCGUUCGUUCCAGUUCAAGGGACGUGCCCAGGCUGUCAUAGCUCUUUGAGAUGGUCCGACCUGGUGAGAGAGCUCAGUCUACGCAUGUACGGCGAGGAAGAGCUGAAAGCCAUGUUCAAAACAAGACGGAAGAAGAGAAAGUCAGAUGGAACCAUCGAGGACGAUGCGGAAGAGUUUCCAGAUAUAGACGAGCUUGAUGUCGACCUUGACGAGGACCUCGAUGAAACAUGGGUCGAGAACAUAAACGACGAUGAAGAUAAGCUACCAGGCUCCAACACCGGCUGA